Saccoglossus kowalevskii is the source of this 577-nucleotide messenger RNA. Its product is annotated as C-type mannose receptor 2-like. The record is from RefSeq and is a predicted model, not a curated record. NCBI's taxonomy places the organism in Eukaryota, Metazoa, Hemichordata, Enteropneusta, Harrimaniidae.
AUGACGAGACAAGUUAUGUUGUUCAUCUUAAUUGGUGCAAUGGCAUCACCUGUAUUAGUGAAAUCAGCGUGCCUUGAUGGGUGGUCCGAAUACCUCGGACACUGUUACGGGUGUAUGCAACCCGCUACUACGUGGGAGCACGCUGAUUAUAUAUGCAAAAAUCACUUUGGUUACUUAGCGUCGAUACACACUCUUGAUGAAAAUGAGUUUGUGGCCGGCGCGUGUUCAUCUGACUGGGAUUUGUGGAUAGGGUUUAAUAAGAAGGAUGAUUCAUUAACUUGGCAAUGGAGUGACGGAACUGAUUUAGUGUACACGAAUUGGGAAGAAGGACAACCAGAUGGAGAAUCCUCGGGAUUAUUGGAUGGGGAUGUUUCGUGUGCUAUGCAAAAGAACGAGGCUGUUGUAGGCAGUGGUGAUCAGACAUGGGAAGAUGAAGACUGUUUGAACGAAUAUUAUUUUGUGUGUAAAGCCAAAGUUCUGUGAACCGGUACCGUUGUUGAAGACAAUCUAAGAUGACUUCAAAGUGAUUAUAUAUACAAAUACCUUAAUGAAUAAAACAAUACUCGUAUAUUCAGAA